Molecule: messenger RNA, 1497 nt
Organism: Stereum hirsutum FP-91666 SS1
Lineage: Eukaryota; Fungi; Basidiomycota; Agaricomycetes; Russulales; Stereaceae
Exons: 12
Coding region: 1-1497 (498 amino acids)
Source: RefSeq, a predicted model, not a curated record
AUGGGCUGUGACGGGCAGACGUCGUGCUCCCCGACUCCGGUUUUAUCUGGCCAAAAUGCAUCGAUUCUCAACGCCUCCGCCCUCCCCUCCGCCCGCCUGUCCAUCCACUCCUUCCGACACGCCUUCCAUCUGCUCGACCUCACCUAUUCCGUCUUCCUCACCCAGAACGACCACACCACCCUCCUGGCGGAUAUGGCCGCGAAGUUACCAGCUACGAUGCUCAACAGUGGGCUGACAAACUCGAUGCACGACUCUGCGUUCUUGGUCAAGGAACUGAAGGGGAUGGCGAGGGAUAGGAAGGAGACUGAGGAAAGGGAGACCAUUUCGGUCGUUGUUAUUGGUGGCACCACUGCAGAUUGUGGUAUGCUCCUCGUAAGUGGACUUCCCCGCCGGGCAGCAGCCAUCACCGAGACCGGAGGGGUAUUCCUACAAAAUAACAUUGACAUUGGCGGCGGCCCUGUCGGCCCUAGAGAGUCAUCUUCCUCUACCAAAGUCACAAUAUGCCCGGACUACGCACAAAAGCUGGUAUAUAUUGGGGACCCAUCUCUCCUGGCGGCCAGCUCCGAAUUUACUCUCCCUGCCUCGUUCAUGCUGUGGACGAGUGCGGAGGACGUGACAGUGUUGCUCGUGGGUAGCAGUGCGGUCUUGGUUCCGGUGGAUGAGGGAGACAGCGCGAGUGCGGAGUUUGCGGGGUGGCGAAUGAGAUUGGGACUGGUAGGCACUAUGAAUACCAUGGUCCUCACCGUCGACAAAUCAAUACAGACGCUCUUAGAUGAGAUAUGUGCGAAGGCGGUGGAUGAUACGCUUCGUGCCUUUUGUCUCGCGGUUGUAGGUGUGGUGAAUGAAUUCUGUGCCCGUGCUGGUUGUGGCUUGGCCUUGGUAUGGUAUGUGCAGUAUGUGGCGAAUACGUCGAGAGUCAUCGUUCAAGAAGUGGGGAUACAUCUUUUGGGAGGUGGGUCUGGAUCAGUGCCGGAUGUUACAUUCUUGGAGCUGAUCAUGACCUUCGCCAACUCCAAAAAAGGAUCGAACGCACCUUCCGCGCCGCCCUCUCCAAAUCGGGCUCUCACGUCGCCUCGCGUCUGCCGCGCCGUUGUGCUCUGCAAGUCGCGAAGCGAGCUCGACAAUGUGAUAGACGUGAUCGCUGACAAGGUGGGAGUGAAGGAGAGCGCGAAGGGGUUGUUCAAGUGUUCAAUCGUGGGUAAGGUGGUACAGAGGUUCAGCGGAUUAGUGAAGGUGCCGUUCAAGAACGAGAAUGUCCUCGCUGCGCACGUGGAUGUCUCUGGCAAGGAGCCGCUUCUUGCGUCGGCUCCGGAUCCCAUCCUCGUUCUGGACACAAACUUCGGAGAGGCAAUUGGUAUACCGGAGUACCUGUACGGCCUGUUAUGUACCAUUAUUGGGAUCACAGCGAGCGAGAGGUGGACGAGUAUGGAGAGGGGUAUUGAGAUUGUAGGGCCGAAGGCGUCUGGCAUAGAUGAUGUGGGAGUAUAUGCCGCUUGA